Messenger RNA from Encephalitozoon romaleae SJ-2008, 1056 nucleotides. Its product is annotated as transcription-associated recombination protein. The transcript has a single exon. The record is from RefSeq and is a predicted model, not a curated record. The coding region runs from base 1 to 1056 and encodes 351 amino acids. Gene Ontology annotation, cellular component: transcription export complex 2. Gene Ontology annotation, biological process: post-transcriptional tethering of RNA polymerase II gene DNA at nuclear periphery; transcription elongation by RNA polymerase II; poly(A)+ mRNA export from nucleus. Gene Ontology annotation, molecular function: RNA binding; double-stranded DNA binding. Lineage: Eukaryota; Fungi; Microsporidia; Unikaryonidae.
AUGGGAUACCAGUGCCGGAUAAGAAUAUCCCCAAUGGGAUGGGUGGAAGCGAUUAACUCAAGGAUAGAUGCAGAGGAUGGAGAGUAUGUUUCGCGGCUGUUCAGUAAAAAUGCAGAGAUGGACAUUGAACAAGGGAACAUCGAUCUUAGUGGAGUCAAGUAUCCGUUCAACAUUCUCCUUGAACAUCAAAAAGCGGCCGUAGAAAAGAAGAGCUAUGGUGCACACGAGUUACUAAUAAAAAGCACUGUAAGAAUGGUUGGGAGAGAGAGGUGGACUAGUCCGAUCAUUAAAAGAGUUGUGUAUGAGCUUCUCGAACCAUGGGGUCGAUACAACCCUAAUAGGAUGAGCAAGCUUUUAGCAGACAUAUAUAAAAAGUUAAUAGAACAGAAGAAUCCAGCCUUUGUCUAUGUUGGGAAUGCCUUAUUCCAUAUACACCUUGAAACGGGAAGAUUCAAGCUGGCAGAAGACCUACUGAUGAUUGUAAAGGAGCCUGAGACAGUUUGUAGAGACUAUUACGUGUUCUACUAUUACAAGGGAAUUAUUAAAAUGUACCAAGAGAGCUUCAAAGAAUCUUAUUUGGCAUUGGAAAGAGCAUUUGGGUACAAGAAAUGGAGAAGGACAAUGGCGCCUGUUUAUUUCAUUUCAUCUCUACUUGUCAACAAGUUCCCCAAGGACAUAUAUCUGAAGAGGUUUGGAUGUGAUUACUUAUCAGAGGUAGUCUCUGUAGUGCGAGGAGGUUUCUAUAUGGAGGUGGAUGAUGCAAUCAGAAGUGCGUCUAAAGGAGUUGUAAAUCAUAAUCUCUGCAGAAUCAUCUCAGCCCAUUGCCCACUUAUAUGUUUCAACAAUCUAGUGAACAGGACCUAUCUGCAGUAUGGGUGUGACAGUAGACUCGACAUCCAAAAGAUCUCUGAGGCUUUACCUGAUAUCGACUUCAAAGAAAUUGUUUGCCUCUUGAGCAAUGCAAUCGAGUCAGGCAGAUUGAGAGGAUAUAUAUCGAUUAGCAGAAGAGUGGUGGUGUUUAGUAAGGCCGACCCCUUUCCGAUAAUUGUUGUUUAG